AUGGUAUACAAUUCGUUAACUGAGGCUCCUCGCAACCUCAAGGAGGGCAUUGACUGGUUGAUAGCCCUGAGGGGAACUGAUGCCGACAAGAACUUGGCGGCUGUAGGUAAGGCAGUUCACAAAUUUCUAGCAGACAAGCCCGUUGGAUUCACGGAGGUGCCAGCUCUCGAGAAGGUAAAGAGUAUUUCUAAGGAGUUCAUGGAGAAACGGGAGCUUAAGGAGCAGCCAUUCGUAAGACAGCUGUUAAGGAGAUUCAACAAGAAGAGGAAUGAAAAUAUCACCUUGUUAGACAGGUGGUUCGAAUCUAUAGCCGAAAGCGAUUAUGCUAACGUCGUAGAGGCAAGAGGUGUCACCGCUAAAACCAUUGGAGAGAAAUUAAGUAAAGCCGUAGAUGGUUGUGAAAAGUUCCGGGAAAAUGUCAAGAUUCCUGACCAGUAUAAGUCUACUUACAGUUCGGAAGCUACGUGGGAGGCAUCAUGCGCGAAGGACCCGGAAGCUUGCGCAGUGGUCCUUGUGGGUGUUGCGCCAAUGUUGUACACGGGUCUACGUUCUUUGAAGGUUGCGAGCGAAGCUGAAACCCGUGGUGGGUUACCGAUGGCUUUGGGGACGAGUAGUUUGGGCAGUGUGUUGAUAGCUGUUGGUUACGAGGAGCCUCAAUGGCGUGUUGAAAUGACCGCUUCAUAUAUCUUCAAGGCGUUGAAAGGCGUGAGUCAUCAAGUGUUGACCACGCUCUACGACCUCUCUGGAUUCUGGGGUUUCUAUGGAUUGGAGAAGGCAGGAACCGCAAAAGCUGUAGCAACUCGCAGCAACUCCUCUGCCAAAGGUGAGAAAUAA
This is a messenger RNA of Babesia ovata, 834 nucleotides long. RefSeq lists its product as uncharacterized. The transcript has a single exon. The record is from RefSeq and is a predicted model, not a curated record. Lineage: Eukaryota; Apicomplexa; Aconoidasida; Piroplasmida; Babesiidae. Bases 1 to 834 code for a protein of 277 amino acids.